AGAUGCACCGUCACUGUAAACAAACGGUGUGGUCCAAAAGCAUAAUGGUGUUAUCCAGUGAAGGCUUCAACCUACAAACCUCUCCUUAUAAUCACCCUCUUAUUUACGCUUCUUCUUUCUCUCUCCACUCUUCUUUUCCUCACUAAACUCUUCUUUUCACACCCCUUAUCACAAAAUUAGGGUUUUCCAAAAAAUAAUAUUUUUUUAAUGUAAUAAACAAAUUAAACAAUCGUAGUCAAAAUAACCAAAUUUAACCUGGAGAGUUUGUAGAAAUAUGGUUGUCGAUGAUAUUAUGAGCUCCGUCUUCGCUGGCUGUGGUGGUUCAUGUUCUUCUCGAUUCUCUGAAGCUUAUCCCAAAAGGGGUUUGAUGGAAGGGAGAUAUAGUGGGGAUUGAUAUGAUGAUGAAGGUGUUUAUAAGGUUGUUAUUUUGUUGAAUUGUUUUUGGGAUGGCAAUAUUUUAUCAACCAGCAAUAAUAGAACUCAUCAACAAGAUGAGGUAGCAUUGGCGAUUCCUGUUUCGCUUCUUUGUCAAUGGAGAAUCAUCAGAAUCAUCACCCUUCAACGUUAUUGUCUAUGGAUUCGAGUGCGUCUUCUCAUGAGGAACUGGACUUGGAGAUGAAUCGGCAGAUCAUACUUUCUCGUCCGCCGGAUAUUAAUUUGCCUCUUUCUGCUGAACGUAGUCCGCCGCCUCAGUCGUGGAAUUCUGAUCCUUGUGAUAUUCUGGAUGUUGGUCUUGGUACUCAAGGGUAUGAGACUGAGACUUUUCUUACUUUGCCUAAGGUUGGAAGAAAAUGUGCUAAGCGAGUUGAUAGCAUAUGGGGUGCUUGGUUUUUCUUUAGUUUUUACUUUAAGCCGUCGUUGAAUGAUAAAUCGAAGGCCAAGAUUAUCAGGGACGGAAAUGGUAUUUCGGGUUUUGAGAAAUCGGAUCUCAAUCUUGAUGUUUUCAUGGUUCAACAUGAUAUGGAAAAUAUGUACAUGUGGGUUUUCAAGGAGAGGCCUGAAAAUGCCUUGGGGAAGAUGCAGCUGAGGAGUUACAUGAACGGUCAUUCUCGCCAGGGGGAGCGUCCGUUUCCUUUUAGCGUUGACAAAGGAUUUGUUCGAUCCCACCGGAUGCAAAGGAAGCAUUAUAGAGGACUUUCAAACCCUCAGUGUGUACACGGCAUUGAGGUUUUUCCUUCACCCAAUCUGAUGAAUCUUGACGAGGAUGAUCGGAAAAGGUGGAUUGAACUCACUGGCCGUGAUUUGAAUUUCACAGUACCAACUGAAGCAAGUGAUUUUAGUUCGUGGAGAAAUCUUCCCAACACGGACUUUGAGCUUGAGAGACCUCUUCCUUCAAUCAAGAGUGCUGCAAAUGGACACCCUCCUAAGAAGCUGCUUAAUGGGUCUGGGCUGAAUCUGUCAACUUCUCUGUCUAACCACACCAACGGCGAUUUGUUGGACCUACCUUCUGCCAACGGAAAAAAGAGGAAAGACUUUUUCCCUCAUGUAAACGGGAACGGUAAUGGAACCCUAAAUGGAAGCCUAAACGGUAACCUAAACGAUGAAGAAUGUUACCUUGCUGUUAAUCCUCCAUCUGAUCGGAUCCAAGAUAUAGAAAUGCACCCAAGUGAGCCGCACUGGUUGAAUGACUUCAGCGGGGUGAUAAAGAAUGUAUACGGACCAGUUACAGCCGCAAAAACUAUCUACGAGGACGAACAGGGUUACUUGAUUAUCAUCAGUCUACCCUUUGUAGACCUUGCAAGUGUGAAAGUUUCAUGGAGGAACACUCUGACUCACGGUAUCAUCAAAGUUUCUUGUAUGAGCACAUCUCGAAAGCCAUUCAUCAAGAGACGCGAUAGAACAUUCAAGCUUACAGAUGCAUCCUCAGAACACUGCCCUCCUGGAGAGUUUGUCCGCGAAAUCUCUCUCUCAACCAGAAUUCCUGAAGAUGCUAAUCUGGAAGCAUAUUACGACGAGCCAGGAUCAGUGCUGGAGAUCAUGGUGCCAAAACAUCGCGUCGGACCAGAAGAACACGAAGUCCGCGUUUGCCUCCGCCCUCAUCUGGGAGGGAAUGAUCUUAUGUUGACUUGAGAUAGACCGUUAUAAAAUAUUGUUAGGGUUGUUGGUAGUACUAGUAUGGCGGGUUUAUCAUAGUUUUUCUAACUUGUACCAUGCUGUUUUAUUUGUCUUGCUUUUGUAUCUAGCAAAGUAUAGUUUAGCUUACUCAUUGCCCUGGUUCCUUUUUUGUUCCAGUGCAUUUUCAAGCUUUUGAUUGUAAGCAAACAUUUAUCAUUUAUAAGAAAUUAUGAUUAUCAUCCUA
This is a messenger RNA of Lathyrus oleraceus (garden pea), 2299 nucleotides long. RefSeq lists its product as uncharacterized. The transcript is spliced from 2 exons. Lineage: Eukaryota; Viridiplantae; Streptophyta; Magnoliopsida; Fabales; Fabaceae. The record is from RefSeq and is a predicted model, not a curated record. The coding region runs from base 532 to 2070 and encodes 512 amino acids.